Penicillium lagena is the source of this 642-nucleotide messenger RNA. RefSeq lists its product as uncharacterized. Gene Ontology annotation, biological process: protein insertion into mitochondrial outer membrane; mitochondrial outer membrane translocase complex assembly. NCBI's taxonomy places the organism in Eukaryota, Fungi, Ascomycota, Eurotiomycetes, Eurotiales, Aspergillaceae. The coding region runs from base 1 to 642 and encodes 213 amino acids. The record is from RefSeq and is a predicted model, not a curated record. The transcript is spliced from 2 exons. Gene Ontology annotation, cellular component: mitochondrial outer membrane.
AUGUGGGAGGGUCGGAUUGGUGAAAAAAGAGACCAGGGUGUGACCAGCAUCAACAACUCACUCUGCUCCAUUCAUCAGCUAGAUGCUUCGAACAUUUGCAAGGCAGUAGGCAGGCCCCUGCUCGACUCACUCUCUUUUUCCGCUCCGUCCUCCGAUUCGCCUCGCCCAUCAUGUCCGCUUCUCCGGCCGCCUCGAAUCCCUCCUUCUCGAUGUCGGCCUACAUGGUCCCCCUCCACCCAAAACCCAUCCUCGUCCGCCUCCGACGACGAUGUGGCCUCCCUGCCUUCAGAAGCCACAACAGACUCAGAUUUGGAUACUUUGUCCGAUGACUUCUCCGAUGCGGAGGCCGAGUGGAGAGAAAGCCUGGAUCAGUUGGAAUUGCUGUUGACUAUGGUCCUGGUACCUUUCGUGGGGAAGUACCUGGGGCGUCGGUGUGCAUAUUGGGGUAAGCAGUCCUGGCCACAAUUCCUUGUCAUCUCGCAUACUAAUCAGCCGAUUCGAUCUCAGGUUGGACGAGGUACAUGGAAUGGAAAUACCCUGUUGAAGUGGUCAUCAGAAGCCCCGGGGCCUUCAGAGGUGCUGGGGUCAUUGAAGCUGCUGCCACUCUAUGAUGGGAGGCUUAACACGAAAUAUACGCUCUAG